AUGAAGGAUAAUGGUGGUCAAGCUGUUGGGACGUCCGGAAAUGCUUUUCGCUUCGUGGAUUCGGAUUCUCUUUGGGAGGCUAAACAUAAGUUGCUUUGCGCUCAUCCUGAGGUUUUCUAUAGUUUGGAUGGUGGUUGGUCAAAGCAUGGUCAGGAGAUGUCUCGAGCUGUUACUGCUAAGACCGUCGUCAUCAAAACGGUCACUGAAAAGUCUUGGCUUUUGAAGGAGGACCCUCAGUUCUUCAAGUAUUGA
Meloidogyne enterolobii is the source of this 252-nucleotide messenger RNA. The record is from the annotation of a GenBank genome assembly. NCBI's taxonomy places the organism in Eukaryota, Metazoa, Nematoda, Chromadorea, Rhabditida, Meloidogynidae.